This is a messenger RNA of Strongylocentrotus purpuratus (purple sea urchin), 2020 nucleotides long. It is a transcript of the gene c5orf22, whose product is annotated as UPF0489 protein C5orf22 homolog. The record is from RefSeq and is a predicted model, not a curated record. NCBI's taxonomy places the organism in Eukaryota, Metazoa, Echinodermata, Echinoidea, Camarodonta, Strongylocentrotidae. The transcript has 7 exons. Bases 55 to 1791 code for a protein of 578 amino acids.
AAUUCUAGUCGAAUUGCUCCUGAGGCUGUUUAGGUUGGGGUAUUUCUGUGGAAAAUGUCAGCCCUUCGUCAAUACAACAAGCUACCUGUAUGGAUAGUGGAAAAUCACAAUGAGGUUCUUGAGCCUAUCUACAGAGCCGUUGCGACGAGGCAUUUACCGUUUGAAGGGAUAGCCAUGCUCCACUUUGACUCCCAUCCUGAUUUACAGAUAGACACCGACAUGCCUGCAGAUACUGUCUUUGAGAAGCAGGAUUUAUUGGAUGCCCUAAGCAUUGAGAACUGGAUUAUGCCGGCCAUUUAUGCAGGUCAUAUUGGUCAUGUGACCUGGGUCAAACCACCAUGGGCUGAUCAACUUCCUGAGGGGUCACGGAAGGUCAAAGUUGGAAGAGACAGUUCAUCUGGAAAAUUAAGAGUCAACUGGCCAGAUAGUUACUUUCUCAGUGACCUCCUCUUUGCUUCUGAAGAAGAACUUGAGAACAGCAAGGAUGCGAUCAUCAAUGUUGUAACCAUGGAAACAGACUGUCUGAGAAGCAGCAACUUCUCUACUUCCCCGUCAGUCUGUGAAGAGUCGAGACACAAACCAGCAUCUACCGUAGAGAAUGACAAUCAUGGCGUUAGAAAACGUGUAAAUAUUCAAGAUGCUGACAUUGAAACGCAAAGCAGAACAUUCUUUGAGAGUGACAGAGGUUCAUCAAAUGCAGGACAUGAUCAGAACAAUGUUGAACCCAAUGGGGAUACUGAGAAGCCAGACAAAUUGGCAUGUUCACACUCGAUGACGAGUAGAAACCAAGAGAACAUAGGCCUUUCACCUGCCACAGAACACAGCAACUCUUCAACAUUACAGAAGAAGUCAUGUACUACUGACAAUGAACAAGACGUAGAUGGUCAGAGGAACUGUCCAACUCAGAAACCUUAUAGCGGUACUGAACAAAGAGACUGUCAUGACUGUGCUGAUAAUGGUGCCAAUUUGAACAACCGCGACUGUGAGCAGGUGAUGAAGAAAGAUGAUUCUUUACAAUUUAGUAGUGGCGGUGAUGCACCUCUACAUACAUUUAACUCUCUCAAGUGCAAUAGUAGUGGAUGCAAUAGUAGUGUUGCCAAUUUGGUGAGCGGAGAUGGUACUCAACAAGUGCAAGGAUCAGGGGCUCCGUCGUCCGUCACAAAUGACGCUGUUGUGCAGAAGUUCUCAGAAUUCAGUGGAAGAUUCAUUUUAGACAUCGAUUUGGAUUUCUUUUCUACAAGGAACCCAUUCAAGCAAAUGUACACAAAGGAGCAAUACGGUUUGAUGGAUGAGCUGUAUAGAUUCGCUGCUCCCGUAGAUGACUCUGCACAAGCACUGGGAGCUUGUCAGAAGAGAAGAGCAAAGCAGAUCAGCGAACUGUCUGCUGGGCUGAAGGCUUCAUUCAAUGGUGAAGAUUAUGAUGCAUCGUUCGGUGACCAAGAUAGUUUCCUCAAGAUUGUUGAACUGGUCCGAUCUCUUCGGUCGACGCCCGACAUUGAACCGGAGUGCCUCGACCCGGAGAUGGUGCACAUGGCGGGGCUGACGUGCGACGAUCACGGUGAGCUCCCCCAUCACGUCAGCUCUGACGAGGAGAUCGAUAGCUUGAUCGCGACGAUGAGAGAACUUCUCGGGAAGAUGCAUACACCUACCAUGGUGACCAUCUCAAGAUCGUCACAUGAUGAUUAUUGUCCUGCCAAUCAGGUGGAUGGAAUCCAACGCAAGACUCUCAAGAUGCUACAAUCACUCUAUAACCAGCUGGAUGUUCAUAUAGAAUAUGAGUUAGCCAAAUGAUUAUGAGAUGCGUACUGUAUGUCAACUACCGGAAGACUAUUAUAGUGACACUAUAAAGUAGCCAUCUUAUCUCAUCGUAAUUCAUUUAUAAGAGAGCUGACCACUUCUAUUUCUCUUUAUUUCCGUUUCUGUAUAAGGGUAUAAUCCACCAAGUUUGAAUAAUAUCAGUGUGGAUUGCAUGUUAUUUUCAGAAAUGGAAUGAAAAAUACAAAGUACAGAAGUAGAAAGC